Molecule: messenger RNA, 1348 nt
Organism: Schistocerca serialis cubense
Lineage: Eukaryota; Metazoa; Arthropoda; Insecta; Orthoptera; Acrididae
Exons: 8
Coding region: 68-1348 (426 amino acids)
Biological process (GO): regulation of proteolysis; proteasome-mediated ubiquitin-dependent protein catabolic process
Cellular component (GO): cytoplasm
Molecular function (GO): ubiquitin protein ligase binding
Source: RefSeq, a predicted model, not a curated record
AUUUGUAUUAUAUCUUCCGUGACACCUUGAAAGAAAAGGCUUGGUUGUGAUGUAUUACCUGUAGUUGAUGCAGCAGUGUACGCUUUUAUCCCCAGUGAGACUAGAGGGGCUUAGAACUGCAAAGAUGGAAGGCAAAAAACGUGUUUGGAUAAAAAAAGAGGAAACAAAUGACAUAUCAAGUGCGGCAGCCUCUGUGUUUCCUCAAGAUCCAUUAUCAGUUCACAACCCCUGUCUUGAUAAAAAAGAAGAACCAGAGCUACACUUGGAUAUGGAUGACUCUGAGCAUCAUUAUCUUGAAGAUCCGUCGGUAAUCUCGAGGUCUACUGAAUCUAUCAAGGAGGAUCCAUCACUAAGUUUGGAAGCAGAAGAAACUGAGAAUUCUACAGACACACACCUCAAGCAGUUCGAGCUGGACCAGCUGGAGGGUGCCAUGAAACUCGAAGAGGGUGUGGUUGUCGAGACACCGCCUCCGCAACAGAAGCACCCCCUGCUGUCGAUGCUGCUGCUUCAGCCAUCACCAACACGUCACCAACCGACGCCACUGGGUUCUUUCGGUAUGUCUUCAACGCACAAACGUCAGAAGUUCGUGAAUGUCGGCCUAGGCGCCCUACUGGACGCAGUAGAGGGCGCCGUAAUCACGCUGGUGGCUGGAGAAACUCAACUGGUGGUGCACAGGGCCGUCCUGGUGGCAAGGAGUCCCGUGUUUGAGGCCAUGUUCCGCCACGAAACACUGGAGACCAGCAGAGGCCGCGUGGUGAUCCCGGAUGUCGAGGGCCCGGUGCUGCGUCAGCUGGUGGUCUACCUCUACACCCUCCAGGUCCCCCAGUCUGCCAGCACGGCCCCUGAGUUGCUCGCAGCUGCGGACAAGUAUGGCAUUUCAGGAUUGAAGGCUGCGUGCGAGCAGCGGGUGGCUGCACAGGUGACCGUGGACAACGCGGCGGCCACAGCCGUCCUAGCCUUGAGGCAUUCUUGCCCCACUCUCACAGAGGCCACCGUCACAUUCAUAAAGUCUUACAGCGACCAGGUGAUGGCCACUGAGGACUGGAUGAAAGCUGUGCACCAUCAUCCUGACGCCGUACUGGAGUUGAUUAACCUGCUUGCAGAUGACAGCAUAUCCAGAAGACGUAACAUCCAUAUCAGCAUGGGUGCAGCAGCGAAGACCUUCCUGCUCAUGGCACUUGUAGUCACCGCUGCCAGCGCCACGGACAUGCGGCCGGACUUCUGCCCCGAGAAUCCGUGCAGCGCCGUCUUCUGCGGGCUGGGCGUCCGGUGUGUGACGGUGACGACGCAGCAAGACGGCAGACUAGGCUGCAAAGCGCGCUGCCUCGACGCUGCGACUCCGCAGUAG